Messenger RNA from Melopsittacus undulatus (budgerigar), 1366 nucleotides. It is a transcript of the gene DRD3, whose product is annotated as dopamine receptor D3. Gene Ontology annotation, biological process: negative regulation of voltage-gated calcium channel activity; regulation of potassium ion transport; negative regulation of adenylate cyclase activity. The coding region runs from base 1 to 1275 and encodes 424 amino acids. The record is from RefSeq and is a predicted model, not a curated record. Gene Ontology annotation, molecular function: dopamine neurotransmitter receptor activity, coupled via Gi/Go; G protein-coupled receptor activity. Gene Ontology annotation, cellular component: plasma membrane. Lineage: Eukaryota; Metazoa; Chordata; Aves; Psittaciformes; Psittaculidae. The transcript is spliced from 6 exons.
AUGGCCCUCUUCACAAGAGCCAGCAGUCAUCCAAACACCACCAACCCCAUUCCCUGUGGAGCAGACAACACUACGGAGCCUUACCUGCCACACUCACAUGCCUACUACGCCCUCUGCUACUGCAUCUUGAUUCUGGCCAUCAUCUUUGGGAACGUCCUGGUCUGCUUAGCUGUGCUGAGGGAACGUGCUCUGCAAACCACAACAAACUACCUGGUGGUGAGCCUGGCGGUGGCGGACUUGCUGGUGGCUAUUUUGGUGAUGCCAUGGGUGGUGUACCUGGAGGUGACCGGAGGAGUCUGGACCUUCAGCCGUAUCUGCUGUGAUAUCUUCGUCACCAUGGAUGUAAUGAUGUGCACAGCCAGUAUAUUAAACCUCUGUGCUAUCAGCAUUGACAGAUACACCGCAGUGGUGAAACCAGUUCAGUACCAGAACAGCACUGGGCAGAGCUCCUGCAGGAGGGUGUCUCUCAUGAUCGUGAUAGUCUGGAUGCUGGCAUUCGCAGUGUCAUGCCCUCUCCUCUUUGGCUUCAAUACUACAGGGGAUCCCACUGUCUGUUCCAUAUCCAACCCUAGUUUCAUCAUCUACUCCUCUUUGGUGUCCUUCUACCUUCCCUUCCUGGUGACCCUGCUGCUCUAUGUCCGGAUUUACCUCGUGCUAAGACAGAGACAAAAGAAGCGAACCCUCACCCGGCAGGGCAGCCACAGCGCCAGCACCAAACUGUGUUAUACACACAAAGAACACUUGGAGAGAAAAGCUUUGUCAAGCAGAUGCCAAGGCACCUUUUCCUCCUGUCUCCCACUCAAAUGCUCAGGCCAGGAGAUGUCUACCAAAAGGAAGCUGCUGACUAUCCUCAGCCUGCAGCGGUACCGCAGCUUCUGCCAUGAGGCAUCCCUCACCAAGACACCCAGGAGCACACAGCACAGCAGGCUGGAAGACAGGAGUACCACCAAGCCAGGACUGGAGGUACGGAGGCUCAGCAAUGGCAAGACCAUCAGCUCUUUGAAACUAACACACCAGCAGCCCCGGCUGAUCCAGCUUCGGGAGAGGAAGGCUACACAGAUGCUAGCUAUCGUCCUGGGAGCAUUCAUAGUCUGCUGGCUGCCCUUCUUCUUGAUUCACAUCCUCAACACCCACUGCCCAUCCUGCCAUGUGCCCCCAGGGCUUUACAGUGCCAGCACCUGGCUCGGCUACGUGAACAGCGCCCUCAACCCCAUCAUCUACACGACCUUCAACACCGACUUCCGCAAAGCCUUCCUCAAGAUCCUCUGCUGCUAACCACGGGGCUGGCACCAGCCUGCAUGGGCUGCAGUUUGUGGUACAAGUGCUCCCCACUUCUGGGGAAGGAGGAGAAGACACAGAAGCAAAC